Molecule: messenger RNA, 747 nt
Organism: Exophiala spinifera
Lineage: Eukaryota; Fungi; Ascomycota; Eurotiomycetes; Chaetothyriales; Herpotrichiellaceae
Exons: 1
Coding region: 1-747 (248 amino acids)
Molecular function (GO): calcium ion binding; monooxygenase activity
Source: RefSeq, a predicted model, not a curated record
AUGGCAAUCCCUCCGGCCGCAUCUGCAACAGAUCAACACCCUACGGUCCGGAAACGAUCUACUGCAACGACCUCGGAUCUCAAUGGCGAGGCGUCACGCUUGUCAGACGGUCAUGAAGAACCCGCCCAGCUGACGGCCCUCCAACACCACGUCCUCUUCUGGGACCGUGACAACGACGGCAUCAUCCACCCAAAGGAUGUCUACGACGGCUUCCGCGCCUUGGGCUUCAACGUCCUCUUCUCCCUCGGCUCGCUACUCAUCCCCAUCUUCUUCUCGUACCCAACAGGCCUCGGCCACAGCUGGUUCCCGGACCCGUGGCUCCGGAUCUACGUGGGGAGCAUCCACAAAGCGAAGCACGGGUCCGACACGGGCAUCUUCGACCUGGACGGCCACUUUCACCGCGACAGAUUCGAUGAAAUGUUCUCUCGCUGGGACGAGGACGGGUGUGGUGGGUUAUCAGCGGAUCAGAUGUGGCGGAUGUGGAAGAAGAACCGGUGUGCCGCCGAUGUGGCAGGCUGGUGUUUCUCGUUUAUGGAGUUGUGGACGACCUGGCUCCUCCUCCAGAAGAACGGCCGUGUAUGGAAGGAUGAUCUCUUAGCAUGCUACGACGGGAGUUUGUUCUGGAAGAUCAGCGAGGCAAACGCCGACGCCAAUAAGAAGAAGCCAUGGUCUCAAGGGUACGGUGUACAGGAUUUUUUCGACGGGUGGCUGAGAGGACGGACAUGGAGAAACUGGGAAUUGAAUUAA